AUGGACACAGCGACGUCGUCCAUCGACGCAUCUGUACCUCCACUUAAACCCUCCUUUGAUCCCACGAAUCCCCAAGCCGAGUCCUCUCGCCUGAAACAGGUGAUCGAGCAUCUUGGUCUACAACCUCACAUCGAAGGCGGGUACUUUGUGGAGACAGACCGUGAUACGCUUCGAGUACCCAAUCCUUUCCUGGAACAAGGCACAGCACAGGGGUCGAACGAUGAUGCCGAGAAAGCGACUCGGAGCGCAAGCACAACGAUCCACUACCUGCUCACCCCAAUAUCUUCACUUGGAGCUUUUCACCGUAAUAGAGGCCGGACAGUCCACACCCUGCAUCAGGGACGAGGCCGUUAUGUGAUCAUUCAUGCGGAUGAAGUGGCUGCACCUUCCUGCCCAAAGGGCUAUGACAGCGAUGAUGUGUUAGAAGAGCAGCGCUGGCAGGGGAAGGCGAAGAUAGAGACGUUCAUUGUUGGACAGGAUGUUCUCAAGGGGGAGAAGCUGCAAUGGAUAGUUGACGGGGGAAAGUAUAAAACUUCUUUCCUUCUCCCAGACGAAGAGGGAGGAGAUGCCAGCGAGGGGCUCCUGAUUAGCGAGACUGUAGUACCUGGUUUCGAGUACGAAGAUCAUGACUUUAUGAAGGCAGAGAGGAUGACGGCGCUUGUGACGAAAGAGCAGGCAGAGGAGAUGUGGUGGAUGUUGAGGAAAGUGUAG
Recurvomyces mirabilis is the source of this 711-nucleotide messenger RNA. RefSeq lists its product as uncharacterized. NCBI's taxonomy places the organism in Eukaryota, Fungi, Ascomycota, Dothideomycetes, Mycosphaerellales, Teratosphaeriaceae. The record is from RefSeq and is a predicted model, not a curated record. The coding region runs from base 1 to 711 and encodes 236 amino acids. The transcript has a single exon. Gene Ontology annotation, cellular component: intracellular anatomical structure.